This is a messenger RNA of Sphaerulina musiva SO2202, 696 nucleotides long. RefSeq lists its product as uncharacterized. The transcript is spliced from 2 exons. Bases 1 to 696 code for a protein of 231 amino acids. NCBI's taxonomy places the organism in Eukaryota, Fungi, Ascomycota, Dothideomycetes, Mycosphaerellales, Mycosphaerellaceae. The record is from RefSeq and is a predicted model, not a curated record.
AUGAUGUACGACCACCGAUUCGGCAUCGCCGCAGUGGCCGUGCUCGCCUCGCCUCUCGCCAUCAUUUCCGUCCUCAUCGUCCUUGUUGUCAUCGCUACCGCAUUCAUCCUUCUCGGCCACAUUGGAACUCUUCUGGCUAGCGUCUUGAACGUCGUCCUACCAAUUCCAGGCUUAAUCGCCUACUUCCACGCGCUCUCAUCGCCGAAAUCUCUCCUCGUUCCCUGCGCGCUUAUCGGAGCCGCAUGCGUGGUCCAAUUCUACGGCGGAUCGUACUUCAACAACUACAACAAUCUUUUUGACUUCACCUUCCCAGAUUGGGACUGGAACGUCUGGACCACCAAAAUCAAGAAGGAAGAGGAGGACAAAGAUCUCGUAGUCGAAGCCGAAGAGGAAACCCACAAAGACCCGAACAAAGAUCCAGCCACCGACCAUCCACAGCAGCAGCAGCAGCAGCAGCAGCAUCAGCCAAGUCCAUAUCUGAACGAAAAUCUCAAUCCGUACAUUCGACGCGUACCCCGCCACGCGCUCUUGGGGCGGACUCCCGGAGCCGAACCUGAAUUCCCCUACCAGCCGCGAACUCCUUGCUCUUCUUCUGCUGCCGCUUCUUUUGCUACUGCGCGAUGCUCUACGUUCCCAGGUUCGAGUCGGACGCAGCAUUUGCACCAGCAGCGACAGCCACUCGCGCCGCGAUGGUAG